Dreissena polymorpha is the source of this 2504-nucleotide messenger RNA. Its product is annotated as integral membrane protein 2C-like. Gene Ontology annotation, biological process: negative regulation of amyloid precursor protein biosynthetic process. Gene Ontology annotation, cellular component: Golgi apparatus; plasma membrane; extracellular exosome. Lineage: Eukaryota; Metazoa; Mollusca; Bivalvia; Myida; Dreissenidae. Gene Ontology annotation, molecular function: amyloid-beta binding. The coding region runs from base 133 to 933 and encodes 266 amino acids. The transcript is spliced from 6 exons. The record is from RefSeq and is a predicted model, not a curated record.
UUGUAUACGUCACUGAAACCGGAACAAAAAUAAACAAAAAAGAAGGACGACUGAUGUAGUUUCGUAGAAUUCGACAGAGAACAAGAGUCUUUAUUUUGUUAAUUGUGUGCAUCUCAUUCGCAUAAAAUCAAGAUGACGAUAAUCAAAAUCACUAAAGACGGAAAAUUUGUGGGAAAGAAAAAGGCUGAUGAGGUCAUUGUGCCAUUGCACCCAGAAGGCGCCAGGGAGGUUGGUGUACGCCAGCUGAAUGUGGACUAUCACACAACUCGUAAAACAAGAACCAUCGUGAAUGUCUUCUUGGUACUCAUGGCGCUCCUGGUAUUGGCCACUGGGGUGGUGGGCGGUGUCUACCUGUACAAGUACAUGGCACACAAGCACCACAAGCAGGAGGUCACGGUCCAGUACGAUGACCCCGUUGCCAUGGCAGUGAGCAGUCAGACAAAGGGGCCAGCCACCCCUGGGGACAGUUACAGCUUCACGAUGGUCCAGGAGGUGGACAUUGAGAUGGACAUGGAGGUGGAAAGGAUUGACGUACCAGACUUUGAUGACUGCAGACGCUCGCUGAUCCUGCAUGACUUCCCUAACAACUACACAGCCAUUAUUGAUGUGAAUGACCAGGAAUGUUUCAUCAUGGACCUGGAUCGCACACAGAUGAAACCACCCAGGUCCUUCGCUGAGCUCGUAGAGAAAUACACUUCGGGCUACUACACGCCACGUCUCAGCGUGGUGCGCCAGGAGUAUCAGGUGGUGCUGCCCAAGAUGGCGGACGCCAAGUUUGCUGGGCCCGCCAUUGCUGCCGAGUGCAUCGGUCUUGACGUCUACAGGCUUGAGAAGCGACAGCCCACACCCAUUCUUGAAAUCCAGUUCACGUAUGUGAAGACCUAUGGCUUCAGCAACCUGGAACAGGUCAUUAAGGACCAGAUCUUCAAGUAGGCGAGGUUUGAUUGGUCGACAGGAGAUAGGCAGGGUGGUAAGAUGUGGUGUAACCUAAGUGGUUUGAGAUUGCCCUUGCAUAACUUUGUGUAUAUAGUGACACUGAACAGUCACAAUUUUAUUAUCUAGAGACCUGUGCAACAGUGUAUAUUUGUAUGUGACAUUCAUGAUUGCCAUUUAAUAAAGUCUUCUUUUUCAUAUUAAACUUUAUUACAUAUAAUUCAUGUAUUUCAUUUGAUUUUAUUGUUGCUUUUCAACCUUGUUCAUGUUUUCAUGUGUUAAGAUGAACAUUUCUGAAGUUUUGAAUUUGAAAAAAACAACACACACACUUAUUUAUGGACAUGAUAAUACAAGCUUUAAAACUUUACACAAUUUAAGGAUGGCCCCCGAUUGUUGAAUGUUUUCCAGUACUUUUAAUUUGUUAUAUAUGCUGAAAUGGAGUCAUUUUUAUGAUCUCUUUGUAUAUAUAUACUGGGGAGUACAAACUGAAUUAGACUAAGAAAACAUAUAAUCUAAUUUUUAAUAAAUUAAGAUAUUUUUGUUGUCACAUGGUUUAUUAAUUUUUGAUUACAUGCUUAAAAUAUGGAAAAUCUAUUUUGUUACAUAUAGCAUAUAUCCUUGGUGAUUUUAAUAUUUUCUGAAACCUCAAACAAUUGUGUUUGAACCUUUGCAAUAAAAUAAACAAAUUGGUAAAAUUGUCUUUUAUGAGAACACAACAUAUGGGUGUUGUUUUUUUUUUAAUAUUUUUAAAAUGUAUUAUAGAAAUGUGAUGUAAAUACACUUAAAAUUGUUUCAGUUAUGUGAUGAAAAUUUUCAUUUACUUUUCACGCAUUAUUUUUUUCCUUGGUUAAUUUAGUUUUGAUGCUCUUUUUAGAGAAGUUUUAAGAUUGAAAUACAUGGAAAAACACUUGGGCACUCAGAAACAAUGUUGACUUACUUAGAACUGUUCAAUAAUCUAGAACUAUUAUACUCUCUUAACCUUUGGCUGUUAAAACGUUAUUUUGUUAAUUGUUUGUUGCCGUACAUGUUUGCAUGUUGUUCCGUAUUUUAUAUUCCCUGUAUUUGUAUUCACAUGUUGUAAAUCAGUCUGAUUAUAAAAAAAUCAUUUUCUUUUUAUAUUUUCUUUUUUGUAUGUUUUAACACGUUUUCUUUGAAAUGUUCAUUUUGUUACAAUUAAGUAGUUUUUGGAUUGCCUAUGUAAGAACUAAAAUUAGAUGUACAAGAACACAAAGGUAAUGUGCAGAACUUAUUUCAAAGCUUUUAAUUAAUACAGCAACAAAAAUGUUUUUGCCUUUAAAAAAAAUUGCCACGUUAACAGCACCUUUGAUUGCUUUAAUACACACAUUUUAACCACAUAGAAUCACAUUUCUUAAGUCAUUGUAUUGUAUAGUGUUAUACCUGUCCUGUCCUGUUUAUAACUUCCUUCUGAUCUUAAUAAUUGUGUAAUGCUUUAAGCAUUAAUUCUACUUUUUGCAAAGUAAGGAGUACUUUGGCCUGUUCAUUACAUGUUGCUGUAAUUUUACUUAAAAUGUCCAAUAUUUUCAUUAUUUGAAUAAACUCUUUAUCAUACA